AUGCCAGAUCAACAACUGUUUAAUGCUAGUGAAAAAAAAGUUAAACUACCAUCCAUCAAGGAAUUAACUAUUGGAUUACCAAAUAAUGAACAAGCAGCACCACAUUUACAAACUCAACCUGCUCAUUAUCAAGUUAGACAUCAUUCUUUAGGUAGUGGUUCAUCAAGCACAUCACCUCAACAAGUCUAUUACAAUGUUAAUAAUCUCAACUCACAACCAGCUGUCUUAUUACCAGCUACUAAUAUGUCUACAAAUUCAUCAAUAUCAUCAGCUUCUUCAUCCAUAAUAGAUAGUGAUCGUUUUAACUCAAGAAAAUCAUCAAUAACAACAUCAGUUACACCUCCAUAUCAAUCAACAUCUAAUUUCACAACUACUCCAAACUCAGCAAACUACAUUGUUGGAAACCCACAAUAUGAUAUGUUGAAUUAUAAGAUACAACAAACUCAUCCAGUGAACCCAUUCGAACAUAUAAGUACUUCACCAUAUUCUUAUCAACAACCACAAUUACAAGCUGCACAAUUACAACAUCAACAUAUACCAUCUUCUCAGCCAAAGAAGAAGAGACCAAGAAGAAAAGCAAAUGAAAUGGAAAGAUUAUAUGCAUGUAAUUGGAAGAAUUGUAAAAAUUCUUAUGGAACUUUAAACCAUCUUAAUGCUCAUAUCACAUUUAAAAGACAUGGACCAAAGAGAAAACCAGAAGAAUUCAAACAAAUUAGAGAAUUAUAUAAACUGAAGAAGACUAAAUUAGAGAAAGCUAAACAAGAAUUAGCAAAAGGUCAUGGUAAUGAUGAUGAUCAAUCCGAAAGUACUACAAGUGAUGAAAACAUUAAAUUAUUGGCAAAUUUAAGUGAAAGUUUUUUCGAUGGUAGAAAUCCAAAACAUAUUCCAAAUAGUGAAAAAAUUGCAGAAUUGCCUAUUUUCCAUCAACAACGAGGUUAUAAUGGAUAUGGUCGUCAUAGCUAUACUUUAAAGCAAGCUGGUAAUGAUAAUGAUAAUGAUAUUAGUAUUAGUGCCGAAUAA
Molecule: messenger RNA, 1020 nt
Organism: Hansenula anomala
Lineage: Eukaryota; Fungi; Ascomycota; Saccharomycetes; Phaffomycetales; Wickerhamomycetaceae
Exons: 1
Coding region: 1-1020 (339 amino acids)
Biological process (GO): regulation of DNA-templated transcription
Source: RefSeq, a predicted model, not a curated record